This is a messenger RNA of Closterium sp. Yama58-4, 1002 nucleotides long. The record is from the annotation of a GenBank genome assembly. NCBI's taxonomy places the organism in Eukaryota, Viridiplantae, Streptophyta, Zygnematophyceae, Desmidiales, Closteriaceae.
AUGACGAUUUCGCGUGCUGCUCUAGCCGCCGCUCUCCUUGCGUGCUUCGCCGCGCUUCUCGCUCCGCCCGGGGCGCUUGUUUCCGCGCAAAACGCUUUCCUCAUAGCGAAAGCCAAGACGCUUCGCGCCGCGGCAAAUCAAACCGCGGCGGACCUGAAAGCGGCGCAAGCGGACGCCGCCAAACAGGCGGCUGAAGUCGCCGCCGCCAACCAAACUCUGUCCGAUCUGCAGGGCCCGGACCCGGCUCUCAACGACCGCAUUGCAAUGAUCGCCGAAAUGAAUAACAGCGUCGCCGAUGCGCAGUACGACCUCGAGAUCGCAAACAAGAUUCUCGUUCUCCGGAUCGCGGAUCUCGCGGCGUUUCAGGCCGACCCGUCCACGCACCCGCAAAUCCCGGCGGCGCAGAAGGCGGUCAACGACGCGACGCGGCGCGCGCGCAUGACGUCAAUGCUGCUAGAGGAAUGGCAACUCGUCGUGCAAGAGGCCGCGGACGCGGAACGCGACGCGCAGAGGGCGGUAAACAAAAAUACGACUUCGCUGGUGGCGCAGGCUACGCUCGUGGAAGCGCAAUUUUAUCGCCAAUCUGUGGAAGACGUGCUCCCCGAUAUCGUGGCGCAAGAUCAGCGCGCGCAAGCGCGUCUGGAUCGCGUUCAGAAGGAACUGCUCACUCUGCUUUCGCAGGGUCCGCAGUCAGAGAGCAUUUUCCAAAUGGCGGUGGAUGACGCACGAGGCGCGGUUAACGCCACACGCCUGGUGUACGAUAACGCUGUUGCGGCAGUCGCUGACGCGCAGCUGGCGCUUGCGGACUACCUGGCGAGCAAGGAAAACGCGAUUACUGACACGAAGGCGCGCUUGGCGAAGGCGAAGCAGAGCCAGGCUGUCGCUGACAAGAAGGUGCUUCAGCUCACGGAUAAGCUCAAGGCUGCGCUGGUGCAAGCUGACAAUGCGGAAAAGGCUGCUGGAAUCUACAAGCCUCCAGCAACCACUAGCAAGACUGCCUAA